AUGUCCGAUCAACCUCUCGAGCUUGGGAACUCCACCAAGAAGCUUAUCAAAAUUACAACUCGAGCUCAGCUCAAAGUGUUCGGCUAUAUCAUCUGUCAUGUACAUAGCAACCGAUAUAGCCACCAACUGUGGCGUGCUCGCGAGGCACAAAUCCUUAAACUCGCCUUCCAAAAUCAGGUACUUGAGGUUCGGAGCCCUCAAAGUCAACUCCAAGCUAUCAAAAUACGACAAAGUCAAACUCUCGAGAAGCGGGCAACUCGAUAUGAGGCACUCGAUAUCGUCCGGCGGAAUCAUGACCUGCUGAAGGUUGAGAUACUUCAAACACGAAAAACCGCUAAAAUCCAAAGGCGGAGCUCUAAACGGGUCAAAUUCUUACACGAGAAAACACUCGAAGGAGCCCUAAACCACUCUCCUUCUCCUAAUUCAAGAAUUAACUCUUUUACGCCCUUUCGCGAAAUAAAGAGGAGCCACUGGUCGAUAUCGGCUGCACAAAGAGAAUUUGUGGAUUGGUCCCUCGUGAAGGAACAAGCAACGGGUUAUGAAAUUUACGAUUUUGUCCUGGACGAGGGCCCGAUCGUUGUAAUGGGCCGAGCUCCAGUCAUCAAACACAAGAUGGGUAAGGGAAGCCCAUUUGUAUCUCCAUUUGGUGGAUAA
Striga asiatica is the source of this 654-nucleotide messenger RNA. The record is from the annotation of a GenBank genome assembly. Lineage: Eukaryota; Viridiplantae; Streptophyta; Magnoliopsida; Lamiales; Orobanchaceae.